Messenger RNA from Truncatella angustata, 1626 nucleotides. Its product is annotated as CwfJ C-terminus 1-domain-containing protein-like protein. Gene Ontology annotation, cellular component: post-mRNA release spliceosomal complex. Lineage: Eukaryota; Fungi; Ascomycota; Sordariomycetes; Amphisphaeriales; Sporocadaceae. Gene Ontology annotation, molecular function: RNA lariat debranching enzyme activator activity. The record is from RefSeq and is a predicted model, not a curated record. The transcript is spliced from 3 exons. The coding region runs from base 1 to 1626 and encodes 541 amino acids. Gene Ontology annotation, biological process: mRNA splicing, via spliceosome.
AUGGCGGCCAAAGUCAUUGUUCUCGGGAGCCUCAAUGGCAAGCUCGAACCAGCUUUCCAGAAGCUUGCCACUUUACACGCCAAGAACAACUUCUCAUUUGCCCUUGUCACAGGCGAUUUGUUCGGCUCUGGAGACGAUGGAGCUCUGGUCACGCGUCUACUUAACGGGGAGAUCAAAGUACCUCUCACCACCUACUUCACCGUUGGCACUGGGCCCCUGCCAGCUCAGGUUAUUGAACGCAUUGAAAAGGACGAAGAUAUCUGCGAGAACCUACAUUAUCUCGGCAAGCGCAGUAUCAACAAGACCUCUGAUGGCAUUCGAAUCGUCACUCUUGGCGGCGCCCUGGAUCGAAGUAUUGUGGGCGGACAAUCAAAGGAGCAGCACCUUCCUUUCCACACAGAAAGCGAUGCUAAAUCGCUUAGAGGUGCGAACAAGGCUGACAUACUUCUGACAUCGAUCUGGCCUGCAGGUGUCUGGUCAAAAUCACAAGUCCCUCUCGCCCCUGAAAGUCAGGCUGCAGUCACUAGCACUCAGGAGAUUGCGGAUUUGUGCAGUGCAAUCAAGCCUCGCUAUCACUUCUCGUUUUCUCCUACUGACUUCUUCUGGGAGAGGGAGCCUUUCUUCUAUCCCGACGCGGAAGACAAUACUGACCGACCAAUCACACGGUUCAUCUCAAUGGCCCCCUUUGGUAAUGCUGCAAAGGCCAAGGCUAUGUAUGCUUUCACAUUGCAGGCGGGAGACAGCGCAUCUACGCUUCCUCUUGGAAGCACUCUGUCACCUUUCGUGCAGUCCAGAGGUACAAAGAGACAGGCGGAUGGAGGUUCUUCUGAGCAUUACGAACGCUUCAGCAAUGGUCACCGUGAGCGACGGUCUCGCAGAGGCCGCCAGCAGCGCUCUCCUCCGCCGGGACCGGCACAGUGCUUCUUCUGUCUUAGUAAUCCAGAACUUGCAACACACAUGGUCUGUUCUAUUGGAGAACAUGCCUACGUUGCCUCCGCCAAGGGUCCUCUACCCAGUUCCGACACCUUCUCUGCAUCCGGUGUUCCUUUUCCUGGCCAUCAAAUCAUCAUCCCACUCUCGCACGAACCUACUAUACGAGCGAUUCCUGGUGGUGAUGGCCUAGCGACCUACACAGAAAUGUUGCGGUUUCGUGAGGCGCUGCAAGCCAUGGUCAGCAAAAAGUCCAACCACAAACUUGGCGCACUCACUUGGGAAAUCAACCGCAAUCGUAACAUUCAUAUGCAUUGGCAGUUCGUCCCAGUCCCAUUUGAAUUGCUUCGGAGAGGUCUUGUUGAGGCUGCCUUUAAGGUUGAAGCUGAGAAUCUGAAGUAUCCCUCUUUCAAAGAGCGCAACCUGGGUUCUGGCAUGGACGAGGAAGGCGAUUUCCUUCGCAUUUGGCUUUGGUCUGACGAUGGUAAUGCGACCAUACAGGGUAAGGAACUCGUGAUGUCCAUCGACGAGGGCUUCCGGUUUGAUCUUCAGUAUCCACGCAAAGUAUUGGCAAAGUUGUUGCAACUUGAAGACCGAAGUGACUGGCGUGCUAUUGGUCAAUCAGUCGAGGAGGAGACCAUUGAUGCGGAGCGGUUCAAAGAAGCAUUCAAGCCUUGGGACUUCACACUUGUAUAA